Molecule: messenger RNA, 2591 nt
Organism: Asparagus officinalis (garden asparagus)
Lineage: Eukaryota; Viridiplantae; Streptophyta; Magnoliopsida; Asparagales; Asparagaceae
Exons: 14
Coding region: 98-2440 (780 amino acids)
Source: RefSeq, a predicted model, not a curated record
AUCCCUCCACAUUUUCCCUCUAAUUCUUGCCCUCUUUGCUUCCUUCCUCCCCCUCCCUCUUUCAGAGAAAAAACGAAACCCUAAUUCCUUUGUGGAGAUGGAGAGCAUCGAGGACGAUCUCGUCCUUCCGAUCCCCGAGGAUCCGCAAUCGCCGAUCCCCAAACCUAAGCUCAAACGCCUCAAGAAAUCGUCAACGUCGUCGUCGUCAGCAGCAGCAGCAAUCCCCGACUCGAUUAGGGUUUCAGAGUCGCCGAUCGUUCCGGAUCGCGAUUCGACCUCAUCAGCCGACAAAGAAAGGGGUUUCGAGGACGAUCUCGAUCCGUUGUUCUCCGUUCCAUCAGAUGAGCCGGCUGUUCAAAUUUCAGAUUCUCCGAUCACUGAAUCGAGAGAUCCUGACGGUGUAAAGAACUUUGAGGACGAUCUUGAUCCGUUGUUCUCGAUGCCAGCUGCUGAUGGAGGUGCUGAAACCCUAGAUCUGGAGAGAGAAAGAGAAAGUGAAGAGAAAGAUGACGGACUUAAGAAUUCCGGAGGAAUUGUAAGUGGAAUGGAGAAGAAGUCAGUGAAGAAGCGGCUCAAUUUAGAUGAAGGAAGUGAGGAGAUUUCAAAGAAGAAGAGGAAGAAGAGGAGUAAGGAACCUAAAGAGUCCGUUCGAGAAAAGAGGCGAACUGAAAAGGAAAGAAUGGUUCAGUUGGAGCAAAUUCAUGCUGAGUCUCAGCGGCUUUUGCGAGAAACAAGAGAUGCUUCAUUUAAGCCCGUCCCGUUGGUUCAGAAGCCAAUAUCGUCUGUUUUAGAGAAGAUAAGGCUUAGGAAGUUGGAAGUGCUGAAACAAACUAGCAUCCUUUGUCAAUCUGACUCUGUUGAAGCCUCUGAUUGUUCGGUUGAUGAAAUUGUUCAGAAGAACUCCUCGAACUCCUCUGUCAGGAAUCAAAAUGAUUCAAGAGAGAAUGCAGGGGAUGCAGAAGUGGAUGGCAUUUCAGUCAGGUGUCGGAAUAAUUCAGGAGAUGAUAUUAGGGAUGCACCAAUGGAUGAUUUACCCCAUGCCCAGGUUGCUGACAGUGAUAGAAGUCCAAAGGAUCCAUGUGGAGGAAUCCCCUGCAAUAAUGACCCAGAACCAAAAGAUGCAUCUCCAGCUCUGACUGCCAAAGCGCAAGAAGCUACUUUCCGGUCCAAGUAUGGAGAUAACAACCAGUUAGAUGAUUUAGAAGAAACCUCAAGCCCCCCCUUGCCAGCCUCAGAGUUGAAACCUAUACCUGAUGAUCUUUCAUCAGAAGAAGAGGAUGACAAAGAAAACAUUGAUCCUCAUAAGUUCAGUAUUGCCCACACGGACUCACCUCCUGAACAUGAGCUUGCAAAAGCUUUUCUUGAUGACGAGGCUGAAGAAGAAGAUGACAGUGAUCAUGACCUACUGAGAUUCCAGGAAAAUGAAGAAGAUGAUGAAAGUGAUGCAGAUGAAGUGUUUGAUGACCUUAUUGCAACUGAUUAUAAAGAGGCACCAAUGGAUCGUGAAAAACGUAACGAGCUUCAUCAGAAGUGGCUUGAGCAACAGGAUGCAGUUGGAACAGACGAUAUUCUCCAAAGGUUGAAGUAUGGUAAAAAACAAAGAGAUCCAACCUUUCUCCAAGAUGAGGAUGAUUAUUUUGAUGAUGAUGAUGAUGAUAACAAUGACGGAGAUGAUGAUUUGGAUGAUUCUACAUAUGAAAAAUCAGAUGAUCCAUCUGCGAUUGAUGACGCUCGCCAGAACUCAAGAAUGGCUAAACAAAUGAUGGCUCAAAUGUUCACAGAUGCACAUGAUUCUUAUGUACCCUCUGAUGAGGAAGACUCUGAGCAGACUCUCUUUCGCCAGCGUAUUCUCAAGCAAACUGGCGAGUCUUCAUUCAUAUCUCCAGUGGAAGAUGAAAAUUCAAGAGAAUUUUUUGGUCUUAUAAAGAAGCUGAAUGUUGCUCCUAUUACCAAGAAAAGGGGGAAAACCGUGACAUCUAACUUUGAUUCACUGAUGAUGGGUGCAAACAGCAAUAGCUCUUCAAAGUCUUCUUUUCUCAAUCGAACAACAAGUAAUUCGCUACCAUCUUUGCACAAGCAAACAUCAACUACCGUGCGGGCAUUCAUAUUUGGGCGUGAUGACAGCAAUAGCAGGGGUAGUAUCACUGCAUCUGAGAGUGUUCCAGAUACGCAUCCGAAAGAAAAUCAUACCUCAAGGGCUUCAAAGUUCAACAGCAGUUCACAGUCCAGAUCAACUGCUAAAACAAAGACUGAAACCAGCUCCAGUUCAGCAUCGGGUUCUUCUCUUUUUCAAAUGCUGAGGCAAUCAUCUGUGCAGUUUGAUAGACACUUGAAUCAAAGCAAAGCUAGCCAUCAAAAGAUCACAGAGAGUCAAGCUGCCUAUCAAUUUUCAGCCUUUAAAUUGCGAAAAAGAGCCACAAAAGUAGAAUCCAGGGUAUGAUGCCUAAGAAGAGAACCAAUUGAGAAUAUAUCUUUUAGAAUGGUUCAUUACAUUGUUUUUAGAGUAAUAAUUUAUUACCAUGUUUGUGGUAAACUUUAUGUAGAUUAUUUUCUUUAUUUUCCCAUGCUUUUCAGUGCUAAAAUUGCAUGCA